Molecule: messenger RNA, 1752 nt
Organism: Vespa crabro (European hornet)
Lineage: Eukaryota; Metazoa; Arthropoda; Insecta; Hymenoptera; Vespidae
Product: peritrophin-1-like
Exons: 2
Coding region: 146-850 (234 amino acids)
Cellular component (GO): extracellular region
Molecular function (GO): chitin binding
Source: RefSeq, a predicted model, not a curated record
UAUAAGAUAUAAAACAUCAAAAAUGAUAAGAGGGUUCGCACACGAUUAUAAAAGUCGCUUUGUCCCUUUAUAUUACCAGUUAACGAUUAAUUAAGCACCAAGAGCAAAUACAUAGGAAGAAGUAAAUCAACGUUCGUUUUUCAUCAUGAAAGGAGAGAUUGCGAUAAUAGUCGCGUUUGCGGCUGUCACGGUUACGGCCUAUUACCCUGGAGACACACCAAUACUGCCGGUUCCAACGACCUGUCCAGAUGAGGAUCCCGUAGAUCGAACGGUGCAUUUGGCACAUGUUAAUUGCGAAAAAUUUUACAAAUGCUUAGCCGGGGAAAAGAUUGAAAUGUUGUGCCCACUCAUGGACAGAACACGAAGAUUGCACUUUAACAAAGUCUUACAAGUUUGCGAUUACCCGUCAAGAGCCGGUUGUGCCGGAUCUGUAACUCCAUCGACGCAGACGCCACCGACACAAUUUCCGCCGACGCAAACGCCGCCGAUUCCGACCCCUACAAGCUGCCUUAAUGCCCCAAAUAACGCAUUGAUCCCACACGAAAAACGCUGCCACUUGUACUACAGGUGUGAUGGUAAAGGACAAGGUCAUCUCGAAAGAUGCGAUAUAGGAGAAAGUUUCAAUCCGAUAGAACAUGUAUGCGAUAAGUCUGGCGUAUGCUUACUCACAGAUAUUUGCAAGGAUUUCAGAGAUGUAAACGAGUUAUAUGUCGCCGAUCCUGUGUCCUGCCAAUCCGUUUAUGUUUGUAACGAAUUGGAUACGGUGAAAUUGUAUUGCGGAAACGGCUCAGAAUGGAGCAAAGAAGAAAAGAAGUGUUUGCCAGCUAAUCAGGCAAAUUGUAAGGUGUAAUUAGAAGCGACAUAUUUGUCCAACUUGUACAUCUUAGAAUAAGGCAUAUUCUGUAUUUAAUGUUUUAUUCGUCGAUUAUUUCUCAUAUAACUUAUUAAAUGUUCCACGUUCGCUCUUACAACGUUUGAUUUAAUACAAUAUUUUCGAUAUGAAUAAAUAUUGUACAGGCAUCAUAGUUACUAAUUCGUUCUAUUCCCUUCUAUGAACUAUUCUACAUUUACUUAAAGCCGAUUAUUUUAAUUGUUGAAAUCAAUUUGAAAUUUAUAAUCAAAUGGAAAAAAAAAAAAAAAAAAAGAAAGAAAAGAGAGAUGAAAUUACGCGCUAAUUUAAUAAAGCGAUUCGCUUUGAAGGAGGAAAGUGGACUGCGCUAUUAAGGAAUACCGAUGAUAAACGUAUUUUGCGAAGGUACAUGUAUUUAAAAAUUAUUACACAUUUCUAACAUUCCAAGGCAUUAGAGUGUUAAAUAACUUAUAAAGUAAAGGUAUGUCAAAAGUAAAUGAGUAAAUAAAGAAAAGAUCUUAAAUAAAAAUUAUAUUAAAAUGUCCGAAGGUUCUAUUAAUGCUUCAGAUACUUUUAGUAAAAUUAAAUAAUAUACAUUUAUAGCUAAGACUGCACACAAAUGAUAGUAAGAAAAAUGCGUAUACGAAAAAAAGAAAAAUAACGAUAAUGAUCAUAAUAAUAAUAGUAAUAAUAAUAAUAAUAAUAAUAAUAAUAAUAAUGAUGAUGAUAAUGAUAAUAAUAAUAAUAAUAAUAAUAAAAGAAAGGAAAACAAAAAGAAAAAGAAAAGAAACAAAUUAAAUAAAGAUUAAAUUGAACGUGUAACUUUUGCGAUACCUUCACUGAACGAUACUAUUAUAAUUCGCAAAGAAUGUUUGCUAAAAAAUAAAUUAUUAUAGUAAGAA